Messenger RNA from Hibiscus syriacus, 2412 nucleotides. Its product is annotated as alpha-L-arabinofuranosidase 1-like. The transcript has 18 exons. Gene Ontology annotation, biological process: L-arabinose metabolic process. Gene Ontology annotation, molecular function: alpha-L-arabinofuranosidase activity. The coding region runs from base 4 to 2295 and encodes 763 amino acids. The record is from RefSeq and is a predicted model, not a curated record. Lineage: Eukaryota; Viridiplantae; Streptophyta; Magnoliopsida; Malvales; Malvaceae.
GCAAUGGGUAUGGGAUUUGGCAGAAAAGUCAAUACUUGGCUUGUUCGGUGUUUUGGAGUUGCUUCCAAUCUAUCUUCUUCCAUCAACCCUUACUAUACUAGGACUGCGACCGAUGGCGGACACGACGACGUUUGGAAGUUCCAAAAGUAUAAGGCACCUGGUUUUGCUGAAGUGAAAGCCAGGCAACCGCAUUCCUUGAAGCAAAGCUUUCCGCUAACACACAAACUUUACUCACAACAGCAUAGACGCGCACACCUCGGCUUCUUCCUCUCCCAAGCAAUGGGCUAUUGCAAGCUUUCUUGCAGUGUGCUUUUUCUAUUCCUCUUCAUCAGUUUUUGCCCUCCAUAUCAAUCUUUGGCUGAUGGAAAAGACCUGGCAGCUAAGUUGUUAAUAGAUGCUUCCGAGCGGUCAGGCCAUCCGAUACCCCAAACACUCUUUGGAAUAUUCUUUGAGGAAAUCAACCAUGCUGGUGCAGGUGGGUUGUGGGCAGAGCUUGUAAGCAAUAGAGGUUUUGAAGCUGGGGGCUCAAAUAUUCCUUCAAACAUUGAUCCAUGGUCCAUAAUUGGGAAUGAGUCAUCUAUAAUUGUUUCAACAGACCGGUCAUCAUGUUUUGAAAGUAACAAGGUGGCUCUCAGAAUGGAGGUGCUCUGCACUAGUGAGGCAACUAGUACCUGUCCAUCUGGGGGAGUUGGUAUAUAUAACCCAGGCUUUUGGGGCAUGAAUAUUGAGCAAGGGAAGAGUUACAAGGUUGUAUUUUAUGUCCGUUCAAUGGAAGCAAUUGAUAUUUCUGUAUCUUUUACGAGCUCAAAUGGGCUGCAGACACUGGCUUCCGCUAACAUAAUAGCUUCUGAUGUUUCAAACUGGACAAAGAUGGAGGUUCUGUUGGAAGCCAAGGAAACAAACCACAAUUCAAGGUUGCAACUAACAACAUCAAAGAUGGGUGUGAUAUGGUUUGAUCAAGUGUCAGCUAUGCCUUUGGAUACUUACAAGGGGCAUGGUUUUCGGAAUGAUCUCUUUCAAAUGCUUGCAGAUAUAAAACCUCAAUUUAUUAGAUUUCCAGGUGGCUGUUUUGUGGAAGGUGAAUGGUUAAGAAAUGCUUUUCGCUGGAAAGCAAGUGUUGGACCUUGGGAAGAAAGACCUGGUCACUUUGGUGACGUUUGGAUGUACUGGACUGAUGAUGGACUUGGUUACUUUGAGUUCCUUCAAUUAGCAGAGGACCUUAGUGCAUUGCCGAUAUGGGUGUUCAACAAUGGAAUUAGCCACAAUGAUCAAGUUGAUACAUCCAGUGUUAGGCCUUUUGUGCAAGAAGCCCUUGAUGGCCUUGAGUUUGCUAGAGGUGAUUCGAAUUCUAGGUGGGGUGUUGUUCGAGCGGCAAUGGGACACCCUGAACCCUUUGAUUUGAGAUAUGUUGCCGUUGGCAAUGAGGAUUGUGGGAAGAAGAAUUAUCGAGGAAAUUACCUCAAGUUCUAUGAUGCUAUAAAGCGGGCCUACCCAGAUAUCCAAAUAAUUUCAAACUGUGAUGGAUCGUCUCGCCCACUCGACCACCCUGCUGAUCUUUAUGAUUUUCAUGUUUAUACAUCUGCCAACAACUUGUUUUCCAUGUCCAACAAGUUUGAUCAUACAUCACGACAGGGUCCCAAGGCCUUUGUUAGUGAAUACGCUGUGACCGGGAAAGAUGCUGGCACUGGAAGUCUUUUAGCAGCACUUGCUGAGGCUGGUUUCCUUAUUGGUCUGGAAAAGAACAGCGAUGUUGUGCAGAUGGCUAGCUAUGCACCACUUUUUGUAAAUAGUAAUGACAGGCGGUGGAACCCAGAUGCAAUUGUCUUCAACUCCUAUCAGGCAUAUGGGACUCCUAGCUACUGGGUGCAACGUUUUUUCACGGAGUCAAGUGGAGCAACUUUUCUUAAUGCAACACUGCAAACAGAUUCCUCUACUUCCCUUUUAGCAUCUGCAAUUGCUUGGAAAAAUUCAAAUGGUCAAACCUACAUCAGGAUAAAGGCUGUAAACUUUGGGAGCAAUUCAGUGAACCUCCAAAUUUCUGUUGGUGGACUGGAUCCGAACUCUGAAAAGCUGUCUGGAUCAGCAAAGACCAUUCUCACAUCUGCUGGUCCUAUGGAUGAGAAUUCCUUCUACGAGCCAAAGAAGGUCGUACCCAUUAAAACACUGCUGGAAAAUGCGGACAAGGAGAUGAGUGUCCUACUUUUGCCACAUUCUUUAACUUCAUUUGAUUUGUUAAAGGAGUCUGUGAGUCUUAGAGUUGCCGAAGAUGAUUCGUCCCUUAAAUCUUCUAUCUGAAAUAAAUUAACGGAAGCAGUAAUUAUAUGAUAUGUUGGGGGGUGUAUCUGAUGUACUGAAACUGUGUAUGUUCGGAAUAAUUUAUAAUGUAAUGUUUAUAUACAGUUUCCCUGUCCA